Messenger RNA from Loa loa (African eye worm), 1614 nucleotides. RefSeq lists its product as hypothetical. The record is from RefSeq and is a predicted model, not a curated record. The coding region runs from base 1 to 1614 and encodes 537 amino acids. NCBI's taxonomy places the organism in Eukaryota, Metazoa, Nematoda, Chromadorea, Rhabditida, Onchocercidae. Gene Ontology annotation, molecular function: NEDD8 activating enzyme activity. Gene Ontology annotation, biological process: protein neddylation. The transcript has 10 exons. Gene Ontology annotation, cellular component: cytoplasm.
AUGCAAGAAAAUGCACGGUAUGAUCGGCAAAUUCGUCUGUGGGGCGAUGAGGGUCAGUCUUGUAUUGAGCAUGCUAGUGUUUGCGUACUGAGUGUAUCUGCUUUGGGAUGUGAAAUUGUCAAAAGUUUGGUACUUGCUGGUAUCAAAUCAGUGUAUAUCAUCGAUUCUGCCGUCAUACGCAAACCAGAUUUAGGCAAUAAUUUUUUUGUUGAUGGCGAAAUUGGUCAGCCGAGAGCGAGAGUUGCACUGCGAUUGCUUAUGGAGCUAAAUCCAUCAGUGCAAGGAGGCUUCGAUUUAGGGAAUCCUGACGAUAUCAUUACCAAAGACAUGGAUUUCCUAAGACAAUUUACUGUUGUUGUGGGAUGCAAUUUGAAUAUUGACGUUGCUGCACAAAUAAAUGACUUUUUGUUUGAGAAAAAUAUACCUUUUGUUCAUGCAAGGGCAUAUGGUCUUGUCGGAUUUAUCCGAAUUUCCGUUCAAGAACACACAAUCAUUGAUACACACGAGGAGAAUGUACCACCCGACUUAAGGCUCGACUGUCCGUUUCCGGCGUUGUCUGAAUUGGUAGAUUCGAUAGAUCUAAACCGGAUGCAUUAUGAUGCUCAUUCCCACACACCGUAUUUAAUUUUAUUUCUGAAAGCGCUCACAUUGUGGCGAGAGAAGUACGGUCAAGAUGAUUUCCCCGAUAACCACGAAAAACGAAAAACAUAUGAAGCGAUUUUUAUGUCACUACGGAUGCCGCACCCGGAAAAUGGAUCUGUUCGGGAACAAAACUUUGUCGAAGGACACACCGCAAUGGUUCGCUCGCUGAAACGAACAACAAUACCAUUGGAAGUAAAAGAAUUAUUGGAUCAUCCGAAAGCACGACAGGCAAAUCUGGAACAGUUUUGGUUGUUGACCGCAGCCCUGCGGCGUUUUGUCAUUACCCAUAAAGUUCUGCCUGUGCGAGGUAGUUUGCCUGACAUGAUCAGUGAUUCGGAAAGCUAUGUUGUUCUAGCAACAAAGUUUCGAGAUAAGGCCAAACAGGAUGCAAAGGAGGUAAUGAGUUAUCUUCAUGCAUUUCUCGCAGAACGAGGUGUAUCAACUGAUAUCAUUAAAUUCCAUGACUGUGAGUUUUUCUGCAAGAAGGCUGCCUUUCUGCGAGUUCAGCACGGAACGACCAUUGCGCAGGAAAUGAAGUCAUCAUUGGAGGAAGUGUUCAAUGGUAUACGAAAUGCUAACUUUGAACCUAAUUCCAUAACAGGUGUUCCUGAGAUAUCGCCAGCAGUGUGGUAUAUUUUAUUGAGAGCUAUCGAUAGGUUUCAUUCCGAAAAAUCGCGUUUCCCGGGAACAAAUGGCGUACCGUGCACUAUAGAUGCUUAUGAUCUUAAAGCAAGAGUAGUUGACUUGAUCACGGAAGUUGAAGAUAGAAGCAAAAUAUUAGAAAAAAUUCCGCAGAUAGCAAUUGAUGAAAUGUGUCGUUAUGGCGCUUCUGAACUACAUGUUAUUGCUUCGCUGAUUGGUGGUAUCACAGCACAAGAAGUGAUCAAAUUAAUUACUCACCAGUACAUACCCCUCAAUAAUACAUUUGUUUUUGAUGGUCAUACGCAGCGUGCCGAAACAUAUCGACUAUGA